UUCACUCCACCGCGCCACCUUUGGAUUACGUCCCGGAAUUGGUCCUAUUUGAAUUGAUGGAUGAUAUAAGGUAUGGGGCUUCACGCUAACCAAACGAUAGCAAUAUACAGAAAGAGAGAGAGGGAGAGCGCUUGUGAUGGCGAACAAAUCGAAGCCACGCCGUUGACUAGGUGAAACACAUGCUAUCAGCUGUAGAUAAAGGGUGCGGUCACAACGGGUGCUUCACAUUCACCGGCACUCGGUAACUUAGUCAGUCAGUCAGUCAUUCAAAUCAGUUCGAUUAGCUGCGAAACCGAACAUCGUCGCGCGUGAUAUCGUGAUUCUCGGAGCUAAUCCUUUAAAACACAUACACGCGUCUCCUAAGGGAUUUCUCCACGCCGCGGCCGGUGGCAAUAACUUGUUAGAACUUAAAAUAGUAUCGAACAAGGCAUCUCAGAUUCGAAUCUCGGUUGUGCGAAAAGAAAAAUGUGAUUCAUUGUGCCUCAAUAUUGGUCGGAUUUCAUCGAUAACAGUUUAGUGCCUUAUCUACCCCACAAUGAUUAGGAAAAUAAAAAGAACACGUUUUGUUGUCUAUCUAUCAAUCAUCACACUCGCGGUAGUGUUGUCCGUAACCUUUUUUAUCCACACCCAAUGCCUGCGACCCUCCAUCAGCUACUAUCGUAUUCUGGAGGAACACAUCGAAAUGGAACGUGCCACCGCGGAAGAUCCGCGCAAAUACAUCCUGCUGUACACCCACUUUUUCGGCAACAGUAACUGGUAUCUGCAAGCGGAAACCGUCGGUCCGGAUUACUUCCGCUCGAUCCAGUGUCCGGUAACGGACUGUGUUCUCACCAACAAUCGUGAGCUCCUCGGGGGCAUCACGGAGUAUGACGCCGUACUGUUCCACAUAGCGGAAGCUUGGACCUACGCGUUGUUCGAGAAGGUCCCGAAGGUCCGCUCCCCACGACAGAUCUACAUAGCGGCUAACAUGGAAUCACCGGCGCAUACCAAACAUUUGCUACAAGGCGAUCAUGACUUCUUCAACUGGACCAUGACCUAUCGGCUCGAUUCGGACAUAAUCUGGAACUACAACAAUUUUGUUGAGCUUGAAAGUGGCCGCUUGAUCGCACCAAACGAAAGUCCGCUGUGGCGCUCCAAUUGGCAUACCUACACGAACGCCACACUGCUAGAGCUAGCGACACGGAAGUCAAAAAUGGGCGUCCAAUUUGUCUCGCACUGUGGCGCCUUCUCGCGGCGGGACGAAUUGGUGCAGCAGAUCCAGCAGCUAAUGGAGGUGGAUGUUUACGGCAAGUGCGGCACCAUGGAAUGCCCUCGUGGUUCGCCCCGCUGCUCCCAGAUGCUGACCGAUGAUUACCGGUUCUACUUCGCCUUUGAGAACAGCCUCUGUCAGGAUUACAUCACCGAGAAGAUGUACAACUCGAUGGAAAGCUACAUCAUUCCGGUGGUAUUCGGCGGAGCGGACUACGCUAAGUUUGCCCCGCCACGGUCGUACAUCGAUGUCCAGCAAUUCGGCACCGUGCCGGAGCUGGUCGCCUACCUGGAGUGGCUAGCGGAAAACCCUAGCGAGUAUAUCAAAUAUUUCUGGUGGAAAGAGCAUUACCGGAUUACCGGUGAUCAACCGUUUUGUCAGUUGUGCCGGAAAUUGCACGAUGUUGGAGCUCGCGAACGAAUACAGUAUUAUAAGGAUAUCAAACGGUGGUGGUUUGAUAGCGCUUGUCAGCGCGAAGCUAAGAUUAGAUUUUAAAACUAACAAAUUUGCGAUAACAAACGGAAACUUUAUUUAACUGUGUAAACUUGUUUUAUGUCUCCUGGAAUGGAUCCUUUUUAAUGUACUUGUCCAGUUGACCAUUGCUAGCCGGAUCGACUUGCGAUAGCGCUGUAAAACCUUCCUCAUCGACAAAGCAAAUUUCAUGGCCGU
This is a messenger RNA of Wyeomyia smithii (pitcher-plant mosquito), 1918 nucleotides long. Its product is annotated as alpha-(1,3)-fucosyltransferase C. The coding region runs from base 536 to 1744 and encodes 402 amino acids. The transcript is spliced from 2 exons. Gene Ontology annotation, cellular component: membrane. Gene Ontology annotation, molecular function: alpha-(1->3)-fucosyltransferase activity. The record is from RefSeq and is a predicted model, not a curated record. Lineage: Eukaryota; Metazoa; Arthropoda; Insecta; Diptera; Culicidae.